AUGAGUUCCGCAUCCUCCUCACACUCAUCUGAACAACAUCCACCUGGAGCCCCCGGAGUGUCCAACGAGAGCGACACCGGUCCUGCGAAGGGAUCAGUGGUGUGGAAGAAGUGGCCCUCCGCCCUCCAGGGUCUGAUCGCGCUGCUUCCCGCAUACCAAGCCUUCCUCAGGGAUGGCGAUGUUCCUGGUAAAAGGGCUUGGCUGAAGGAAGCCAUACUGCAGAUGAUGGAGCGCGACUUUCCGAAGGACAUGGUUCAACGUUUUGGCACGGACAAGCUGAAAGCUGCCGCCACUUCCUGGUUGAACAACAAUAGGAACAACGUAGCCAACGACGUAUUGAAGGCAUUGGUUGAGAAUGACUGCCCAGACAAUGCUAAGGACGGAUGUGCGCCCCUCCCUAGCAAGAGCACGGGAAGCAAUGAUACCACACGCAGGGGGAAGAUCGUCGAUAACCCUUUAGCGAACGCUUUGCGGGCGCGGAAGGUAUCACCCAUGCGACUGUGGGGUAGCAAAAACAAUGCCCGCGUGCAGGAGCGCAUCCAGGCUACAGGCGGCAAACAAAUUGGUAGCUGGUCAGGAUGCGUGUCGUACAUAUGGCAUAACGAGCUGGAGGAGGCGGAGCGGUCCGAGUGGGUGAAGAAAGCGGAGGAGCUGAGCGUGCCUGACAAUGAGCAGUGUUACGUUAAUCAGUUCAGCGUCACGAAGCUGCUUGUUAGCUUGAUGAGUGACCUAAUUGGCAUUGGGCCCAACAAGAUAGGCAAAUCGUGCUUCACAGUGCGCUUGGCUUACAGGAGCCCUGAUGGGCAGCUCAUCUACGAAGAUUUUUCAUUGGCGGAGGAUGAGAAAGCGAUGUCGUUCGCGCACUUUGGGGGCGGUCCUGCACCGGAAGAGGAUGAGCGGUGGAUGAAGUGGGUAUCCACAGUUGUAGAUAAGGAAUUACGUGCCUAG
Dichomitus squalens LYAD-421 SS1 is the source of this 948-nucleotide messenger RNA. RefSeq lists its product as uncharacterized. NCBI's taxonomy places the organism in Eukaryota, Fungi, Basidiomycota, Agaricomycetes, Polyporales, Polyporaceae. The record is from RefSeq and is a predicted model, not a curated record. The transcript is spliced from 4 exons. Bases 1 to 948 code for a protein of 315 amino acids.